UGGGCAUUUGGUCAAAAAUAAUCCUGCGCGUUCGGCUGCACGCAGUGCACCUUGUUUGUCAUGGCGUUGAUGCGGAGCGAUCAGCUGUGCUGUAACAUAAGCGCCACGGUGACGGCGGGCUGCUGAUCAUCUGAAACGAGCUCCUGAUCAGCUGCUAACAGGAAGAUGGCAGAGUCCAAAACUGCAAAAUCAUUCGUGGACGGCCACAUCGCCGACACUGAAGAACAGAAGUCAGCCGUUCGAAAACGCAACCUUCUAGUGCUGAUCCUACACUACCUUCAGCACCAAGGGCUCAUGACAACUGCAGAAAGCCUCAAGACUGAAUCGACGCUGAAACUUGACCAAUAUGUUCUCUGUGAUAAUGUUGAUCUGGAGCUAAUACUUCAAGAGUAUGAGACAUUCCAGUUUGUCAAGUUCAGAAAACAGCCACAUAUCACCCGUAAGCUGGAAGAGAGUGGCACGCAGAAGCAGUCAAAGUCAUCACGAGGACAUUCUACGCAAGGACAGUCAACUCAAACAUCUAGCAAUGGAAGUGGGUCCUUCUGCAGCACAUUUCGGAUACGGGGCCUUCAUCGUGCAAGUAGUGACGAGAAGCACAAAUCUGACUCUCAGCUCUCUAAAGGAAAGCUUGAAAACACCUUUCGGCCAGAAAACAUCACCAUUGACAGGCGCCUGGGAAUACAGAUCUGCACACCAGGACUACCACAACUAAAGCUGCCUCAAGCCAUGGGUGCCACUUUGGGGAGCGAAUGGUUUAACUUGGUCGACAUCAUUUCUAAGGAUGUCUAUGUGGACAGUCCGAACGUCCACUGGAACGACAUUGUUGGUCUUGAGUCAGCAAAGCGGCUUAUCAAAGAAGCUUUAAUUUACCCAAUGAAGUAUCCAGACAUCUUUUCUGGAAUAAUGGGUCCAUGGAAGGGACUUCUGCUCUUUGGACCUCCAGGCACCGGAAAGACACUCCUUGCAAAAGCUGUAGCAACAGAAUGCAAGACGACGUUCUUCAACAUCACUGCUUCAACGCUGGUGAGCAAGUGGCGAGGCGAGUCUGAAAAGUUAGUCAGGGUGCUGUUUGAACUGGCUCGACACAACUCGCCUGCAACCAUAUUUCUGGACGAGCUUGAUGCUCUGGUUGGGGCUAAAGGUGGACUUGGAAACAGCGAGAACGAGGCCAGUCGCCGCAUGAAAAGUGAGCUCCUGAUACAGAUGGAUGGCCUGAGCAACUCCAAGGAUCAUGUAUUUGUGCUGGCUACUUCUAAUUCACCAUGGGAUCUGGACCAUUCCGUUCUUCGACGCCUGGAAAAACGCAUCUUGGUGCCUCUGCCAGGCAAAGAGGCCCGCACCUUUUUGUUCCACAAGUUUCUCGAGGGCGGACAGAGUGCCAAGAGUGGUGGCCGCCGAGAAAGUUGCUUCGUGGCAGCUGACAUCGACUACAACCUUGUCAGCGAGGCAUCUGAAGGUUAUUCAGGAUCGGACAUCAAGAUAGCCUGCAAAGAAGCAGUGAUGAAGUCCCUCCGCCAAGCACUGGAAGCUGCUGAAUGCUGUGAUAAUGAAGCGGAUGGAACUGACCGCAUCAUCCCUGAGCCGGUGUCAACAGAGGACAUCUUGGAUGCCAUCAAGCAGACCAAGCCCACUGGCAAAGCGCUCGCAGCAAAGUUUGAAACCUGGCACCAAGAGUAUGGCUCGUCGCUUUCGUAACGUGUUCUCUUGUAACCUACUCAAAGGCUGCAUAGCCCACAGCCGGAGCAGGCAACCGUGCUUGCUUCUAGUGCUAACAACUACAGCCGGUAGAGUUUCCUACUAAAAUUAUGAGAGAAAACCUUUUUGCACUAUUAAUCACAGGAGCUUUAUGUACGGUGGCUUGGACAGUAUUGGAAUGAUGCAUCACGGCACGUGCAUUUGCCUAAAUAUCAUCUUUCUGGCUUUGGGUGGCUUCACUAACAUUUCACAUUGAUCACUUCCAACGCAAUAUUGUGCUAUAAGUGCAGGAAUUUGCAAUGAUUAUGCAUUUUUGCUGACACGUGUGAAGACUGUAAUCGUCCGGAAAUAAAUAUUAUUGGCAUAAUAAAUAAUGCUACAAGAAUAUCUGAAGUCGCAAGUUUUAAGGUUAGACAACUCCAUGUACUAUGUGUUAUUCUUUUGAUCGCUGAACAGUUGGCAAUAUUAUUUUAUUAAUUUUAGUAGGAAACUCUGCUGCUGCAGCUCUGUUAGAGGAAAAAAAAAUAAUAUAUAUAUGUUGUACCGACAGAAGAAAAAGUAUGUUUGCUUGGCACACAUGAACUGCAAAGGACAUUUUUACGGUCAUAAUAAGAAUCAUUGUGACGUAUGCAACAAAAUGUAUAGUGCAACUCACGCAACAAUGUUCAAGUUGGGGUGCGAUGUGGCAAAGACUGCCGUACGCAUGCGAUGACACGAAAUUCCUUCUUUAUAUGCCUUGUUGGCUGUUUGGUACUAGCCAUGUAGUCUGGUGUUCUGUAGCUUCGACACUGUGCAGCUCUAACCUGUCAUAACGUGGUUUUGUCAGGCCUUCAGAUCAGUUGUUGUGCUCAUGUGCAUCUGUAAUUAUCUAAUCACUGACUGUCGAAGUUGAGUCACGGCUGUGCCCGAGUUUUUAGCCGAUUACAUUCUGAUCCUUAACGAUGGUCUUUGUCUACUACUGGAAUAUUUAAGAAUGUGAGACACUUGGAAUGUUUAUGACCUAGGAAAUGCAUUUAUUAAGUGCAUUUAGGCACUACGCACUAUAAAUCAUUAUUAGGCUGAAGGCUCUGUCAUCACAUUUUUACUGAGGGUUGCAAAUAAUGAAAUUUCCAAUGUCACUUGCAUGCAUAUAUUUCAAAAGAAACACGAAAAAAAGCUUACAUUUUAGCAUUAGAUUAUGUCAUGAAUAUCUACUGCUUUUCAACAAAUGUAGGAAGAAAACGGGAAAGAGCAAAAUGGGAGUCUGAUGCUGACUUGCGUGUAGUUCAUUAUGCACAUAUUCACAAGGCCAUCCACUCUUACAGAAAGCAGCUCGUUAGUAAGUGCCUAUAAAAGCAUAAAUUGUGUAUUAAAACUUGCAGGUUAAUCUUUGAUUGUUAGAUAUUUCUGUUGGCUACCAAAGUGGUCACCUUUUAUUUCUUAAACAAAGCAGACAUUGCAAUUAUAUUAGAUUGAAUACCACUGAAGUGUUUCUCUUGAAUGCAGAGGAUCUCAUGCAUACGCCAUAUUUGCGAGUGGGUAAAAUAGUAUACCACAUCAAUAAAUAUAGCAGAACAACAUAAUUGCACAUUGUUAGAUGCAUUUCCUCUUCUAUGCAUAAUAUUGGACAGUUGACGUUUCUUAUUACUGUAAUAGCAUUGCAAACUGUUGCUAUGUGUGAAAAGUUUAAGAACUAAACACGCAUACUUAAUAUACACUGUAAAUUCUAUUAGUGAUGCAAGAAUUGCGGGGGCCUUGUUGAGAAAACGAAAGUUUAUGUUAGUUUAUAUGAUGCAUACGAGGGCCGCAUAAGAAUAGUGCUAUAUUAACUCUUUAAGGCCGCAAUUGCACUCUGACAAGUGGGGAACGCAAAAAUCCUUGUGUGCUUAAAUUUAGGAGAUGUUUAAACCCCAGCUGAUCAAAAUUAAUCAGGAGGCCCACGCUACAGCAUUCUCUCGCAACCAGCUGGGCAGUUUCGGAACAUUAAAUCUCACAUUUUUAUCUUUCUAGGCAUGACCAGCACAGCCCUCAGAGUUCCAUUAAGUUUGAUUGUUUCACCAGCUACGUUAGGGCAUUCUUUUCACAGCUGAAGCCAGCCGAUUACAUUAUGUCAUCUAAGGGAGCACCUAAGCAAGCUCUUGACCCUCUGUAAACAGUUUCAGCACUCGACAGGGUGCCGUUGCUUUGUGCUGCUGCUUCAUUAGUCUCUUUGGGUUCAAUCUAAAGUUGCCAAGAAUUAGUGGCAUGCCCAUCCUUGAUCAUUCGCUGCUUUUCAAGAUAACCGAAUGUGAUUACAUUUGUAGACUCUAGCAGUUGACGUCAUUUGGGAAGUGCAGCAGCACAGAAAGAUGCACGUACAGUCUGCUCAUUCUACGAAGGCUCUUUCUGCCCAAUAAACAUUGCUGUAAUUUGUGUGAGUAGCAGUGGAGAAGGACUAAGCUGGCUCGUUAAGUGUCCUAGCGUGAUUAUGCAAGCAGGGCUUGGAACACGAAUUAACAUUGUUCUCUGAAAGCUACAAUAUUUAGCCAGUUACACAAAGGUUAUCUUCAAGUGAGUCGAUUGAGAAGGGGCACUGAGCUGCCUGUGUAUGGUCCUCUCAGUGGCCAAUGCGUAUUUCAUCAAGUAACAACUAAGCCAAUUAAGAAGCAGUUCUGAGAAACAGCUGUAUAUUAUUGUUUUUUCUCUACUCUUGUGGUAUCUACAGCCAUACUGUGUGUUGCAGUGCGCCAAAUGCCGCCUGAACAAGGUAGUUCUAAGCAUAAGGAAAGUACAAGCAUUCAUGGUUUUGAGCAUAGGUAUAAAAAAAGGACACAUCCCAACGCAGAGGGUACAAGGCAGUGUCGUGAAGCCUACCAGUCAGCCAAGACCUUCUACUGUAAGUGUCGUUCGUGAAUUUCAAGCGUGGCCCAUAUUUUGCAGCAAUUAUUUCCCUUCUGUUCCGUUUCUUGCAUCACGCAGCUCAUUUUGGCCGUAACGGUGGCACGUUUGACAAAGCAAAAAAAGUGAAUUGUGAAAACAAACAUCGCAAAGUUUGGGCAAAGCAAUCUCUUGUCCUCAACAUUGUUGUGUAGUUCAGUUAGACCAGGAUUGCACAUUUCACUGGUGCACUCGCAGCAAGCUUGCUGUGAAUUGUUGCAUGCUUGAAUUGUGCUAGGAAAGCAUGAUCUUGCACUGCAUCAGCAAAUGGGAUAUGUACUAUUGUGACUGGGACAGGCUGUCUAACUCGUACAAUUCGCUGCUAGGUCUUUGUUUUUUUAUAAUUGAGCUGCAACUAUACAAAGUUAAUUUGUUACACCUAUAUUUGUUCUUCUGAAUGCAAGUCAUAUUUAGUAAGCUUUAUCACAGCUUUUCCUAUAAAAGUUUCAGAGUACGACUCUGGCACAAGUGUCUGUGAAACAUGUUAGUAUGGAACUUCGGCCUGCAUGGGAUUAAGGAAUUUUGUAUUUGAAUUUGCCUAAAGUUUGUCCAGUCUUCAGACAGCUUUGUCUGUUUGCAGAAUGGUUGUUUUAAACAAAAUGUAUUCUGUUAUAUAUGCAAGAGUAAGAUGUCCCACACAUCACUGCCAUGAUGUGUUUUUGGCUUUCGCAGACAUACAGUAAGAAAAAAACAUAGCCUUCGUAAUUGGAUUUUGCUACUCUGGUGGAACGGUCACUGGAGAGACUAUUUCGACAGCCCCUACUUGCUGUUGUAUACACAUGCACAGAAAUUUACUGCCUUCGUGCGCUUAAAAAAAGAAAGAUAUUAGUCCUUCAAACUUUGCAAAGAUUAAAUGUAGCAAAUAAUACCACUAGAAUGUAUGAUGCCACAGGCACAAGGAUUGCACUAGUCAGUGUUUUACAAUCGCUCUUACGAUAUUUGUCAUUGCAUGGUAUAAGAUCGAGCAAUUCAGUGUCUAAUCAGUGCUUUCUUUAGCAGUGUGGGUGUACUGCUGCGCAAGAACCGUUAGGUGAAACAUUUGUAGGCGAUGAAAAUGAAGAUGUUUGUUUUUAAGUUCCUGAACAUUUGAAACUUUAUGUGGUCUGUAGAUGUCUAGUAGUGUACUUCAAAGAGGCAGUAAGACAAAGAAGGAAAUUUUUUAGUACAUAAUGUCAUUUUAAGUAGAUAACUUCUUGCUUACGCAAUGUGCCAACAGCUAACACUUUCUCAGGUUCUUGAAGCAAACAUUUAUUAGCAUAAGUAAAAAGCGUAGUCUCCACCAUCUUUAUAAUGUGAAAGGAAACAUUUUGUACAUUUUUUCCAAGAGCACAUGUCCACAUUAAUUCAACCUUUUUUUUUAAUAGCCUGCAUGUACCCCUGCUAUACCGUGAUGCAAAUGUGCACUUAGCAUGGUAACUGUAUUGAUGCGGCAUUAACACUUUGCUAUAUUUUUAUCCUAUCAGAAUGAUAGGCAUCAUGUUAAGACAUAGAAAGAGAGCAGAGCGGAUGACAGAACAAAACAGAAGUAGCAGAUAUCCUUGUUGAUAUCGUAAGAGAAAAAAGUGGACAUGAGCGGGUCACAUAAUGCACAGAGUAGAUAACCGAUGGUCAGUGAGGAUGACAGUACGGAUACCAAGAGAUGGGAAGCAUAGUUUAGGAUGGUAGAGAGUUAGGUGGGGUGGUUAAGAAGUUCACAGGAAUAAAAUGGAAUGAGCUCGUACAGGACAGUAAACUGGAGUUCAAUGGGAGAGGCCUUCAUCCUAUAGUGAACAUAGAACAGUCUGAUGACGAUGCCAUUGAAAGCAUAGAACACUUGUCAAAUGCAAAAAUGUGGAGCUGCAUUUUCCAGAUAAAAGCCAAAUUUUUCAGAGCCUUCUAGCACCUACCACAUGCUGCGCACCUCUGCAGAGAAAAUGUCAAACUGAUCAAGGGUGAAGAAAAAAAAAUACUUGCAGUGUUUUUUUCUCGGCUGCUUGCUGAAACACUGUUUUUUAGCAUAAGAGAUGUUAGCCUUGAAUGUGCGCAGUUAUGAAAAGCUUGGAUUUUUAAAAAGCGAUUUAAUGUUUGCUUUACGUGUUCCUCAUCUUUGUAAGCACUUGCAACAGCAGUUGGAGCAUGAGAGGAGUAUUAUGAUUACAGCAUUCAGAAAAUCGGAAAAAUAUAAGCAUGCACUCUGAUCAUGAGACUGUCGAGUCCACAUUUGAUCGAAACUGUCAUAGCGCCUGUAUUGGUUAAAGGUACGUUUUGUGCCAAGACUGAGCUAUGUGCUCGUCAGUGUACACCAGUUCUUUCAUUUCUCCUACUGCACAAAUACAAGGACAACAUACAUUACUACUACACGAAAAGUCAUAAAUGUAGACAAAACAUGUGCACAAACACCCAUCCUCUGAGUCAUUUACAUCUAUGUUUUUACACGCUGCAACAAAGUGUGUUACCUAUCAACCUGCACAACUAUUGAUCUUGCACUACAAGGAAUAUACCUUGCAUGUACAUGGCAACGAAAAACGUGAAGCUGAUCGGAGUUCAUGCCUGCUUCUGCUGAUGUGCAUGUUGGUUUCAGGAAGGUCUGAAUACUUCCUUUGGGCACUGCAUGAACAAUUGCACAGGCCUGAAAACAUCUCAAAAACACAAAAACAAACAAAGGCAGUCACAUUUAAAGUGCAUUGGAUACACAUUAAGUCACUUUAGAUUAGGCUUUUGUUAAA
Messenger RNA from Rhipicephalus sanguineus (brown dog tick), 7295 nucleotides. RefSeq names its product katanin p60 ATPase-containing subunit A-like 2. The transcript has 16 exons. NCBI's taxonomy places the organism in Eukaryota, Metazoa, Arthropoda, Arachnida, Ixodida, Ixodidae. Gene Ontology annotation, molecular function: protein binding; ATP binding; ATP hydrolysis activity. Bases 166 to 1695 code for a protein of 509 amino acids. The record is from RefSeq and is a predicted model, not a curated record.